AUGUCGGCAACAGUUGCGCGGCCCGACCCCUUCAAGCCAGCAAAGAGAGUCGCUGGUCAACGUCAAGAUGUUUGGUCCAUUGUCAAUGAAGCGGCUGCUGCGUCGCCGGUCCAGCCGAUUGUGAACAUGGGCCAAGGAUUCUUUGGCUAUAAUCCUCCCAAGUUCGCCAUUGACGCUGCCAAGGACGCGCUGGACAGGGUGGAGUGCAACCAAUACUCCCCCACGAAGGGUCGCCCCCGCCUCAAGAAGGCCAUUGCAGAUGCAUACUCGCCUUUCUUUGGUCGAACCUUGAACCCAGAGACCGAGGUUUCCAUUACCACCGGAGCGAACGAGGGCAUGCUGAGUGCCUUCAUGGGCUUUAUUGAAUCUGGCGAUGAGGUCAUCAUCUUUGAGCCUUUCUUCGACCAGUAUAUCAGCAAUAUUGAGAUGCCCGGUGGUACUAUCCGAUAUGUCCCUCUGCACCCGCCCAAGGACGGUGCCACACGAACUUCUCCUGCUUCCGAAUGGUCUAUUGAUUUUGAGGAGCUGGAGAACGCCAUCAACUCCAAGACCAAGAUGAUUGUUCUGAACUCCCCUCACAACCCCGUUGGCAAGGUCUUCUCGCGGGAAGAGCUCGAGCGCAUCGGUGACCUUUGCAUCAAGCACAACCUUAUUAUCCUGUCGGAUGAAGUCUAUGACCGUCUGUUCUAUGUCCCAUACACCAGAAUCGCCACUUUGUCCCCAGAGCUGUACGAGCGCACCCUCACGGUCGGUUCUGCUGGUAAGGCCUUCUAUGCUACCGGCUGGCGUGUCGGCUACCUCAUCGGCCCCGAGCACCUGAUCAAGUAUGUGGCCGGUGCGCAUACACGUAUUUGCUACAGCAGCGUGUCACCUCUCCAGGAAGCUGCCGCUGUUGCUUUUGAGCAGGCUGACAAGGUUGGAUUCUGGGACGAGAGCCGGAAUGAGAUGAAGCAGAAGAUGGAACGCUUCUGUCAAGUGUUUGAUGAGCUUGGAAUUCCCUACUCUGAUCCUGAGGGUGGAUACUUUGUAUUGGCCAAUAUGGCCUCCGUAAAACUCCCAGCGGAUUAUCCAUUCCCAGCCCAUGUCGCCAGCCGUCCUCGCGACUUUAAGCUCUGCUGGUUCCUCAUCCACGAGGUUGGCGUUGCCGCUAUUCCGCCAACUGAGUUCUAUACGGAAGCCAAUGCGCACAUUGCCGAGGACUACCUUCGCUUCGCUGUUUGCAAGAAUGAUGAUGUUCUUGAAACCGCCAAGGAGAGACUCCGUGGCUUGAAGAAGUACAUUUCUCAGUGA
Penicillium atrosanguineum is the source of this 1290-nucleotide messenger RNA. RefSeq names its product kynurenine--oxoglutarate transaminase. The transcript has 7 exons. The coding region runs from base 1 to 1290 and encodes 429 amino acids. Gene Ontology annotation, cellular component: mitochondrion; cytoplasm. The record is from RefSeq and is a predicted model, not a curated record. Gene Ontology annotation, molecular function: L-kynurenine:2-oxoglutarate transaminase activity; pyridoxal phosphate binding. Gene Ontology annotation, biological process: biosynthetic process. Lineage: Eukaryota; Fungi; Ascomycota; Eurotiomycetes; Eurotiales; Aspergillaceae.